AUGCACACCGACCACGAAGCAUUAAAGCAUCUUAAGGGAAAACAUAAGCUGAAUAAAAGGCAUGCUAAGUGGGAUGAGUACCUUAAAUCCUUUUCCUAUGUGAUCAAAUACAAGAAAGGUAAGGAGAACAUAGUUGUCGAUGUAGUGUCAAGAAGGUAUGCUUUACUUAAUAGUUUAGAUUCUAAACUAUUUGGGUUUGCGUAUCUUAAAGAAUUAUAUGAAAAUGAUGCUGAUUUUGGUGAAGUGUUCAGAGCUUGCGAAAAGGGAGCCUUUGAAAAAUUUUAUAGAUAUGAAGGAUAUCUAUUUCAUGAAGACAAACUAUGCAUUCCUCAAGGAUCCGUUCGAGACAUCCUAGUAAACGAGGCACAUAGUGGAGGUCUUAUGGGUCGUUUUGGAGUGACCAAAACCAUGGCCAUGCUUCUUCUGGAAAAAAAUGAAGCGUGA
This is a messenger RNA of Gossypium raimondii (Peruvian cotton), 444 nucleotides long. RefSeq lists its product as uncharacterized. The transcript has a single exon. NCBI's taxonomy places the organism in Eukaryota, Viridiplantae, Streptophyta, Magnoliopsida, Malvales, Malvaceae. The record is from RefSeq and is a predicted model, not a curated record. The coding region runs from base 1 to 444 and encodes 147 amino acids.